Molecule: messenger RNA, 1137 nt
Organism: Pyricularia grisea
Lineage: Eukaryota; Fungi; Ascomycota; Sordariomycetes; Magnaporthales; Pyriculariaceae
Exons: 3
Coding region: 1-1137 (378 amino acids)
Biological process (GO): transmembrane transport
Cellular component (GO): plasma membrane
Molecular function (GO): water channel activity
Source: RefSeq, a predicted model, not a curated record
AUGGCCAACAACGAACAGACCUCAACUAUGCCCACCACGGUGGUUUUACCCGCUGUCACCCCGUCUACAAACAUCUCCAAUGCCGCAGACAUUGCUCCAUCUUCACGAUCAUCCUCUCGCUCAUCAACAGUUCAAAGUCUUCAUUCCCUAGAUAACGCUACAACAUAUGUUAGCCCCACGCAUUCUUUGAACAUAUCCUGUCCUGCCACCGAAGCCUCACACAAAAAGCAAACCUAUCCACCCUUUCGAGAUCGCUUCUCAGUCUCAUUAUCCAUACCUUCGAAACCAGAAGACCAGAGCAGCCUUGGCCGCCCGGGUUCCAAAAUGGCGCUGUCUCCUACCCUCCGCAACCACGGCACGGCUGCACUCGCCGAGCUUGUGGGAACCUUCUUGUUCCUCUUCUUUGCCUUCUCGGCCGCCGUGGUCGCCAAUGCUGUGCCGCCGGAGUCGAUCGAUGACUUCGUGGUCCCUAAUAUUCCAGGGCUUCUGUACAUCUCGUUUGCCUUUGGCAUCUCACUGAUGGUCAACGUCUUUGCCUUUUAUCGCAUCUCUGGUGGUCAAUUCAACCCUGCCGUCUCGAUGGCACUUUGCUUGGUCGGCGCAAUCCCACCAUUGCGUGCCGGGUUUUGCAUUGUGGGCCAGAUUGUUGGCGGGAUUAUUGCCGCCGCGGCGGUCUCCGGUCUCUACCCUACCGUUUUGAACGUCGAAACCACACUGGCGCCUGGAGUCUCGCAGGCCCAAGGUGUCUUUAUCGAGAUGUUCCUCACGACGCAGUUGAUCUUGGUCAUUCUCCUGUUGGCAGUCGAGAAACACAGAUUGACAUAUUUAGCUCCGCUUGGUAUCGGCUUUGCCCUUUUUGUGACGCAUCUUGCUGGUGUAUACUUCACCGGAGCCUCGCUCAACCCGGCUCGCUCCCUUGGUCCCGCAGUCAUCAACCGCAGCUUCCCUUCCUACCACUGGAUAUACUGGAUCGGCCCCAUGCUCGGCGCUCUCCUUGCAUCGGGGUUCUACAGCCUUCUCCAUUUCUGCAAGUGGAAGCAGGUCAAUCCAGGUCAAGACUGGGAUGGCAUUGGCGAGAAAGAGGCCCAGAGGGACGACUUCAACGGAGCCAAUGAUCCCUUGACGAGGGUCGCUUGA